This is a messenger RNA of Aureobasidium vineae, 303 nucleotides long. NCBI's taxonomy places the organism in Eukaryota, Fungi, Ascomycota, Dothideomycetes, Dothideales, Saccotheciaceae. The record is from the annotation of a GenBank genome assembly.
AUGUCGUCAAGCCAAAUGCAAGAGAUCAUGGAGAUGCCCCGCGAGUUUGUCAAGGACGGCACCCAAUUCAUCAACCGCUGCACAUCUGACCCUUUGCUCUGCACAGUANAGCCCGACAAGCGCGAAUUCCUCAAGAUCAGCCAGGCCGUCGGUGUCGGUUUCCUGGUCAUGGGCGUUAUCGGUUACAUCGUCAAGUUGAGUACGUUACUUUCGCUCUCUGCUAUACUUUGUGAGAGGCAAGAGUUGAUAAGAAGAUAUANNGUUCACAUCCCCGUCAACAACAUUCUCGUCGGUGGCGCAUAA